CACUGUAGUAACUUCCUCUCUUAUUUGUGAGAAGAUUCAUGAAACAGUUACACUCAUAAAAGAAGAUAUUUCAACUUCUUUUUUUCUAUGGAACAGGGUGAUUUAAUCGAUCUACAGUAGACUGAAAUAGCAGCAUAUUGGGGACUAAUUUAUUAAAAUGGGUAUAGUGACACUUUUUGGUCUCUGUUCCAGCAUGGGCCUCUGGUCCAGAAUAUCUCCUGCACCUGCAUGUUCUGUCAUGAUAUUGCUUCUAGUGAAACAGGCAAAAGCAUCUCUGCUGGAAAAAACCACUACUGGAUGGAAUAAAUAUAAACAAGAAUGCUUGCAAAUGCUGCAGGAAUCAACUGUUGAUACUGGAAUACAUUGUAAUGGGACAUUUGAUCAAUUUGUCUGUUGGCCUUACUCACCCCCAGGAUAUGUCUCUGUGCCUUGUCCUUCGUAUUUGCCGUGGCUGGAAAAUGGAAGUGUAGGAAAUGCAUACAGAGUCUGCUUGGAUGGAGGCACUUGGCAAACAAAGGAAAACUCCACAGACAUUUGGCGCGAUAGUUCAGAAUGUUCUGAGAAAAAUCAUUUCCAAACCAACGAAGAAGAACAUAAAUUACUUACCACAUUACAGCUGUUGUACACUAUAGGAUAUUCUUUUUCCCUCAUUUCACUUGUAUUGGCUCUCCUUAUACUUUCUUUACUCAGAAAACUCCACUGCACAAGAAACUACAUCCAUAUGAAUUUAUUUGCAUCUUUUAUCUUACGUGCCACGGCAGUUCUUAUAAAAGACACUGUAUACUACAAUAUUUACUCCAAAAGACCAAAUGAUGAAACUGGAUGGAUAUUAUACCUCAGUCCAGAGAUUAUAAUAAUUUGCAGGACUGCCCAGUUUUUCAUGCAUUACUUUGUUGGGGCAAAUUAUUUUUGGCUAUUAGUAGAAGGAAUUUAUCUACAUACGUUAUUGAUAACUGUAGUACUCUCUGAAAGGCGACUGCUACAGACCUAUAUUGUGAUAGGCUGGGUUGUUCCUAUCCUUUUUGUGGGCCCUUGGGGAAUAAGCAGAUCAAAACUGGAGAACACAGGCUGCUGGGGAACAAAUGAACACAUGGGAAUCUGGUGGAUUAUCCGAGGACCAAUGCUGUUUUCCAUUGCAGUUAACUUUGGCAUCUUCUUAAAAAUCCUCAGGAUGCUGAUUUCCAAGCUAAAAGCUCAGCAAAUGACCUUUCAUGACUACAAAUACAGAUUGGCAAGAUCUACACUUGUGCUGAUUCCACUAUUGGGAAUCCAUGAAUUUGUGUUUACUUUCAUCACUGAUGAGCAGGUGGAAGGACUUUCAAGACAUAUAAGACUUUUCAUUCAGCUGACAAUGAGCUCAUUUCACGGUUUUUUUGUAGCAGUUUUGUAUUGCUUUGCUAACGGAGAGGUGAAAGCAGAGCUCCAGAAGCAGUGGUCCCGCUUCCUGCUGGCAAAUCCCUUUGGAUGUAAAUUCUGCUUUCUUGGGGAAAACAUCAAAUACCUCAGGAAAUGUUCACAGAAACGAAAGAAGCAGCACUUGAGUAGCAAAUACCACUUGUGCCUGGAGGCAAGCGAGCCCUGGGGCAUGCAGCUCCAGCAGGUAUUAGUGAAGCAGAGGACAGAUCACAGCUCAGAGCAGGGCUCUGCUCUCCCAUCUUGUCCUCGGGCAAGCAUGUCAGACAGCAGCGAAGGAGAAGUCACCACUGGAGAGACAACUGAAGAAGUCUUUGAAGAAAGUGAGAUUUAGAAAGCUGUCCACCAGUACAGCACCUUCCAACAGCCACAGCAUUUUGAAAGAUGUUCUCUUAUCCCCAGACUGUACACACCUUUGGGAUGUGCAGUGCAAGGAAGUAGCAGUUAAUACCACAUCUGUCCCAGUUUUCUUUAUCUGAGAAAAUGUUGCUCUGGAUGUUACUAAGCUAUGUGGCUGGGGUAGAAGAGGUUUAAUGGAUCAAAAAAUGCUUUGAAUUGACUGGUCUAGAAGAUAACUCAUGCUGAAAGAAAUGUACACUGUGGAGCAGGAGGUACUAUGGGAAUGAGUAGACUCCGGACACACACAUUGUCUCCUGGUAGCUUGACAGCCAUUAUACUCACAUGAUAGAGAAGUUGUUUGGUUUUAUCUUUCCUAAGUGUAAAUGUUGUAUGUAAAUAUGUCAUAAAUAGAUGUAUAUGUAUGUCUGCACCCUGAAAUCCCCCAUCUCAAAAACCCAGUUUCAGGUCAAUCCAGACACAUGUUGUUUAAGCAAAAUGAAACAUUUUAUACAUACAUAUUAAAAAAGAAAAAAAGUUGGGAAGAAGCAACCUUUUUCUUACCUUUUUGAACAUCUUCACUUAAAUUUUAUUGUUGGAAAUGUCAUUAUGAAAUGAAAAGCCAAAAUGUUUUCUUUCUAAAGUCCCCAAAUGAUUUUUUUAAUACAGUUUUUGUUUGCUCAUUUUUGUUUUCUCUAUUUUUUUUUUUACACAAGCCAGGCACUUGGAUGCAGCUUCAGGUUUGCCCUAUUGUG
Melopsittacus undulatus (budgerigar) is the source of this 2504-nucleotide messenger RNA. RefSeq names its product glucagon like peptide 2 receptor (gene GLP2R). NCBI's taxonomy places the organism in Eukaryota, Metazoa, Chordata, Aves, Psittaciformes, Psittaculidae. The record is from RefSeq and is a predicted model, not a curated record. Gene Ontology annotation, biological process: cell surface receptor signaling pathway; adenylate cyclase-modulating G protein-coupled receptor signaling pathway. Gene Ontology annotation, molecular function: peptide hormone binding; glucagon receptor activity. The transcript has 13 exons. Gene Ontology annotation, cellular component: plasma membrane. The coding region runs from base 158 to 1747 and encodes 529 amino acids.